Rhodofomes roseus is the source of this 2929-nucleotide messenger RNA. RefSeq lists its product as uncharacterized. The coding region runs from base 83 to 2548 and encodes 821 amino acids. Lineage: Eukaryota; Fungi; Basidiomycota; Agaricomycetes; Polyporales; Fomitopsidaceae. The transcript is spliced from 10 exons. The record is from RefSeq and is a predicted model, not a curated record.
ACACCUUUGAUCUCAUCCUUUGACUCAUCCUUUAGUGAUGAGUACGCCGGACACUCUCAACAUUCCGGAUCUCGAGGCUACGAUGCUUCCUCCGAAUGCAGAUGACUCUACUCGCAUAGACGCUACCGCGAGGGUAAUGUCAUCAAUAUCGAGCGGCGAACUGAAGAACGCGGCCGAGGAACCUGAUAGUAUACACCCUGGAGAAGAAAGUCGUGUUUCUGGGCAAGAUUCCGAUCCCGCCGCUCCGCCGCUCGUGACGAACGAGAGCACAUCUGCAUCCGAUGGGCGGCCUAAGCCAGUGCUCACAGAGACUGAUUCGUCCACCAUCUCCGCUGAUAGACGUCGGCACAAGAAGAAGUCGCCAGAUUUGUCAAACUUGGCAGACAAAGUUUGGGAGCGCGAGAAGGAGCGAGUCGAGAGGUGGCGAAACGAGAUAAACUCUUUGCUGACCUUCGCUGGUCUAUUCGCCGCAGUGAUCACUGGCUUCGGCGUUCAAUAUUACACCAUAUUGCAGCCUCCCGCUCCCGACUACAAUACCUACGUCCUGGAGUUCAUCUCUGCGCAGCUAGCAAGUCUCACCAACCAAUCCGAUGUCACUUCAUCGCAACCCUCUCUGGCUAGCGAAAUUUCCGGAUCACCUGCUGCUCCUAAAUAUGUUGCCGCACUAUGGUUCGCCGCGCUGGUGUGCGGUCUUGCUGCGGCAUCGAUCGCCAUCUCAGUGAACCAGUGGCUCAAUAACCUGUUGACCCCCGCUGGCUUGUCUGGAAGCGGGCCGCACGAGCGGCUGCGUGUGUGGAAUCUCCGUCACGAAACAUUCCAGAAGUGGCGGCUGGGAACGUUGGUCGACAUCCCAUCGGUCCUGCUGCAGAUUGCAGUUGUCCUAUUCCUCCUGGGGCUCAUCGGCUACCUGUGGCAACUAAGCCACGCAGUUGCGAUACCGGCCAUGGUCCUCGUCAUCCUCCUCCUAUCAUUCCUGCUCAUCACAACCAUCAUACCGGUCUUCGUCGCAUACAGUCCCUUCGUCACGCCUCAGUCAACCUUCCUUCGCUGGAUCGCUACCUUCACGAAGCUAUCUGUUUACUUUCCGACAUUUCAAUUCUUUCGCUGGCUCUGGCUCAACAACGCGUAUGCUCCGAUUGAUGACGAUUUCCUUCGUCGCAUGAAGACUCGAUUUGAAGCACGGGUGGACGAUCUGCGCGCUCUCGGGAACCGCGGCCCCUACGGCUCGAUCGCGCAGGAGUCUGCGUAUCUACGCAGUGAAGCAGGUAGCGAGGUCGACAAGACAAUAAUCGCAAACGUGUUCUUCCUUGUCAAGGAUGUCAGCCCGUUGCUCUCGCUCAUCAAGGAAUACUUGAUAGAGAUGCCCCCCCACAUAGCGUCGAGCAACGUCCUUGCUCUAUGCAAGCGAUGCGAUGUCACUAGUAUUGGACAGACGACAGUUCGAGCGGACGAGGAUUCUGGAGAUGACGCCACAACCCAAUGGCAACGCGAUGCGCCUGACAAGGAUAUUCUUGUUGCCAUGGGCAUGGCUGUCGCAGACAGCUGUAGUACCUUGGGAAGGGAGCCUCCAAACCUGGAACUGGAUGAUCAUCUUGACGCAUUGGACUCAUUGCUCAGCGCCACGGAGGAAGACGAAGCCGGGUUCGCAGUAUAUAUGCGGCUCUUCGACCUUCUAGCAGACGAAUGCCUAAAUGACGUGGAAACACAGAAGAGGAUCUUGUAUCUCAUAUGGCGCUACGACAACGAUUUCUUUGUCAGUACGGAGGAUGAGAUGAAACGCGUUGAAGCCGCACGUGUAGCGAUCUAUAACAAAGCAGACCUCCUCGUGGUCUUUAUGUUCACAGCAUUGACAUUCAAGAUAGUGACUUGGCUGGGAGACUUGCAAUCCAAGCGAGCGCUCAUUCAAACCACACUCUCCCACUUCAGAGACUUCCUGAAGAACUGUCUCAAGACGAGUCAGAAACACGUGUCGCGAGACGCAAUCUCGGAAAUGCCUUGGUGGAGCGAUGGCUACAUGAAAACAUAUCCUUAUACUAUGCUGUUAUUCGACAACGAUCCCAGUGUACCAUCACCGAUCCAAGCCGAUACGCCGAUGCUCAUUGUGAUGAGCGAAGUGUUGCAACGCCUGCGCUUGUUGGUCGGUGAAGAGGAAUUCGAAGCAUACAAAAUCUUGUGGGCACCACGCAGUUUCGAUGAUGUACUGCAUGAGGUCAAUCAGCGUCUUCAGGAGGUAGGACAAACUAUUCCGACUCUCGAGCAUGAAGAGAGUGAUUACGCACAUAGAGACGAAGAGAAUGUAAUGCGGGAUGAUGAAGACACGGCCACGCAGAAUUCGACAUUCCAAUCUCGACUCGUGAACAGAAUUAGACGUCGAUUAGGAUGCACUCAUGAUCAAGACAGAGGAAUGGUCGAUCCCGAGAAAAGCCCUGGAAACCUGAAUGAGGCUGGAGGCUCUACGAUAGUCUCUCCCACAAAUGUCACGACUUCGGGGGUGCAGCCAUCGUUUCUCGAGAGGUCGCUGCAUAGACUACCUUCGAACGAUGGCUGACCAGUAUUUCAAAAACCAAUAUACACGCAGUUUUGAACAUAGACGGACAUGCAAGCAUGCACUUCGAGAGCACUGUCAACAAAUCAGAUUGAGAGACCAUCGUAUCCGUGAUCCGCCGUCGCUGUAACAAGAACUUAGUACAUUCAUACCGUUAUCGAGGUAAAUAUCCCGCGGCUUCACAGCUCGUCGACAGGCCGCCCGUGUGUCGUUGUGUCUUCGACUUGCUGUACUCUCAACUCCGGCUCUACGGCAGCCUCCGCCGCAGGGAGGUUAUCAAGCCACUUCUUGGCGAAGUGGUUGAACGUCGCGGGGUACUCUAGCUGCAACCAGUGUCCACCGGGCAUCAUCUGCACGACGGAGUUCGGCAGGAAAUCGGCGCCC